Messenger RNA from Pseudomyrmex gracilis, 1140 nucleotides. Its product is annotated as tail-anchored protein insertion receptor WRB-like. The transcript has 6 exons. NCBI's taxonomy places the organism in Eukaryota, Metazoa, Arthropoda, Insecta, Hymenoptera, Formicidae. Gene Ontology annotation, biological process: tail-anchored membrane protein insertion into ER membrane. The record is from RefSeq and is a predicted model, not a curated record. The coding region runs from base 238 to 780 and encodes 180 amino acids.
AUGGCGACAAUGUUGCAUCGUCGGCUACAACCUAACCGUAACCUCUACUGGCUUCCGACACAACACAAUGUUAACGUAUCAGCUGAUCAACAACACGUUUUGUUGUAAAGAGAGUUUGAAAGAUACCAAAUAAAACCUGUUCCUUCUUGUUUCUUAUAAAUUUAUUGAUUAUUACGUGAUGCAAUUAUUUGCAUUAUUUGUAUUACGAAGUAUUUAGCAUAUAGUUCAAGGUUCAAGAUGAAUUUACUCGUGACGACUACUUUGAGUUGUGUCAUCGAUACUAUUUUGCCAUUUUUAGUCAGAUAUAUUUCAACAUUUUUCUUUACAAAACUGCGAUAUUCAUACACGGCAGAUGAUAUCAAAAUGAGAGAUGAAUUAAAGAAUAUGAAAAAGGAAAUGUCGCACAUCUCGGUUCACGAUGAGUUUGCGAAAUACGCCAGGCUUCAACGCAAAUUCAAUCAAGUAAACAAUACUUUCAAUGAAAAGAUAAGGAACAAGCUGAACAGAAAGGCAGCAUACGAGACGAUAUUAAUUCGCAUCUUAAGUGCAUUAAAUGGUAUUUAUAUGGCAUACCUUUUAUAUAUGUAUAGGAAACAGCCAAUAAUCAUUCUCCCAGAAGGUGCUUUGUGGCCAUUCCAGAACUAUUUCAGUUGGCCAUCCGAACACGAGAAUGCCAUUUCUUUGUUAUCAUGGAUUGUAAUCGCUCGAUUGGGGGUGUCUGGAUUCAAAGAACUCUUACUUUUUAAUGACUUGUAUCACAUGUCUGAAAUUGUCGCCUAGUGUUUCCUCGCCGCUGGAGAGCGUCCGAAACAUGUUCAUCUGAAAAGGCGAAUUUUGAUGAAAAGAAUUGUUGAAUUACCUGGAAGAAAGCAGCUACUACGACCACACCGUCUUCGUGCCAUAACGCGUCGGAGAAGUUCGAAUAUGCCAUGUUGCGAUGUACAAUAUGUACUUCCAUUGGGUAUCUACUUACGUUGUUUUUUUUUUUUUAUAAUGUGUUGUUAAUAUAUUAUCUUCUUGGUUUAUCGUAAAAAUAAAACGAGGAUGUGUCACCUUAUACCGUUCAAAACGUGUUCGGCACCCCUGUUAUUUUUCGUGCCCCAGUGAAAGUGCAAUUGUUCUAUCUCGUACCGUUGAUUU